Messenger RNA from Acanthocheilonema viteae, 1747 nucleotides. The record is from the annotation of a GenBank genome assembly. Lineage: Eukaryota; Metazoa; Nematoda; Chromadorea; Rhabditida; Onchocercidae.
AUGAGACCAUGCCCCACUGGUCAUCCAAUUGUUUCCAAUGGCCAAUUAACCUACUCAAAUGAGCCAAACUUAGUUGGUGCUUAUCCGUCCGAAACUGUUGCAAUUGUACGUUGUAAUACAGGUUACACCAUUUACGGUGCUCUUUUGUCGAUCUGCGAAGAUUCCAUUUGGAAACCACGAAAUUUAGGAAUUUGUAUUCUUCCAUCAGCAAUUACAUCAGUUCCAUCUCGAAAUUCAUGUUUGUUUGGACUACUAAGUCCAGUUGGUGGUACUGUCACCUAUAGUAAAGGUAGCUCAUUGGGUCCAUUUCCGUCCGGUACCUUAGCCGUGUUGAAAUGCUUACACGGUAUUUCGCAUGGACCAACGUUAGCAGCAUGUGAUAAUGGUUCAUGGAUUCCGCCUGAAAUGGGCUCAUGUUCAUUGCCACAUUUCGAAAAUUCUUCAAAUAUUCGUUUCGUUUUUGAAUUAGCUAGUUGUUUGAAUGAUUACCCUGCACCAGAAAAUGGUAUCGUUAUGUAUUCAAACAAUGCCAUUCAUCCACCAUAUCCAACAUUAACUAGAGCUAACAUACGGUGUAACUUCGGAUACAUACCAAUAGGUUCAAUAAUAGCUAUCUGUCAGAAUGGGGUAUGGUACCCGUCGAUACCAACACAGUGUAUCCAAUAUGAUAGAACUCUUACUAACAACUUGAAUAAUGCAAUACUGAACACCACGUUAGUUUCACCGUCACAAAUUGUCACCUUAGUAGGAAGCUGUGUUACCGGUAUAACACCGCCGGCUAAUGGAUAUAUUAGCUAUAGCACCGGCUCAAGCAAUAGACCAUUUCCAUCAGGGACCGUAGCAACCAUAAAUUGUGAUCGCGGUUUCAAACCAGUUGGUAUUACAUCAUCAACUUGUUUAAAUGGAAUUUGGUCACCUUUGGUAGUGGGACAGUGUAUUGUUGAUACGGGACCAAGACUUUUUGGUGUACCACUGAGUAGCAGAAUAAGUGUAAGUGAAGUAGGACAAUGUCCUACACUUCCAGCACCUCUUAAUGGUCGAAUAUCAUAUUCGAGUGGUUCAGAGAUAGGACCAUUUCCUACCGGUACCACAGCUACCGUCAUUUGUAAUCCAAAUUAUGUCCUUCUUGGUUUAUCAGCAGCAAUCUGUACCAAUGGUGUUUUUACGCCAUUACUUUUAGCGCAUUGUGUACCAGGACCAGGAAAUGUUGAAAGUAUGGGUUUAUUAAAAAUGAAAGAGUUACCUUGUGUAGCCAUACCGAAACCGCCCAACGGGGAUGUAAUAUAUUCAGACAUUACCGCAACCGUAUAUGCUUCCAGAACAACAGCUAAUUUAGCAUGUGAUUUCGGUUUCAUUCCAAUUGGUCCGGUGGAGACGACCUGACAAUGGCAACCAAUAUUGGGAUUCUGUCAGCAAAGUAUAAUUACUUCAGGAAUAAGUCAAAUUCCCAUUUUAAGGCAAUGUCUGUUUGAAUUGCCAGCUGUAGUAAAUGGACAAAUCAGAUAUUCUACCGGAAAUAUGUUACCACCGUAUGAGAGUGGAACAAUAGCAACAUUAAUUUGCAACAGUGGUAAUGUACCGAUAGGUCGGAAGUCAUCGACUUGCAUCAAUGGGUCAUGGAACCCUCUGAUAUUAGGCCAAUGUCCAAUUAAUGAUAAUGGCAAAGAUUAUUUAAGGACUGGAUUGAAACAAACUGCAUUACCAUCGUUUGGUUGUCCUACUUCACCACCUGUUUCCAAUGGAAGAG